This is a messenger RNA of Tinamus guttatus (white-throated tinamou), 1955 nucleotides long. NCBI's taxonomy places the organism in Eukaryota, Metazoa, Chordata, Aves, Tinamiformes, Tinamidae. The record is from RefSeq and is a predicted model, not a curated record.
AUGUCUGAAAGGGACAGCAGUGAAGAUCCGAAAGAGGAGGCCUCUUGUGAAGGUGGGAAUGGUCAGAGACCUGAGGAACCCGGCAGCCCCGCGAGCAGCGAGCGGGGAGCGCAGGAGCGCGCGGCUGAGCCCGCGGCUGGGGAAGGAGCCGGGCACAAACCCCCCGCUCAGCCUGCGGCCACGGAGAAGGCGCCGGCUGCAGCGCCCCAGGUCUCAGAUUCUCCUGCUGCAGCUCAGACGGGAUGGGGGUAUUGGGGAAGCUGGGGGAAAUCCCUUCUCUCCACUGCAUCUGCUACGGUUGCUACCGUAGGUCAGGGCAUUUCAAAUGUCAUAGAAAAAGCAGAAACAUCCCUUGGGAUUCCCAGUCCCAGUGAAAUCUCUUCAGAGACUAGAGAUGCUACGAAAGGGAGCGAGCAGCCUGGGGACAGCAGCCCGGGUGCCGGUGACGAUGGCGCUGCCUUUCCUAUCGCCGGCGCUCUCGGAGUUUUAUCAACCAUCUCUACUGCUGUCCAAAGCACAGGGAAAAGUGUUAUUAGUGGAGGUCUGGAUGCCUUGGAAUUCAUCGGGAAAAAGACAAUGGAUGUGAUAGCUGAGGGAGACCCAGGUUUCAAGAAAACAAAGGGCCUAAUGAGCAGGACCGCUACCCUGUCCCAGGUCUUACGAGAGGCAAAGGAGAAAGAAGAGCAGCAGACAGCCACUGAGGUUGCCAUGGCGACCGAGAAGAAAGCCCAUUAUGGGCUGCUGUUUGAUGAGUUUCAGGGUCUUUCGCAUCUGGAGGCCUUAGAGAUGCUUUCCAGAGAGAGUGAAUCAAAGGUAAAGUUGGUUCUAAAUGCCCUGUCUGGGAAAGAGUUGGACACGCUGAAGGAGGAAAUGGAGCAGCUCAGAGAAGCAUUUUCAUUAGCUGAGUUCUCAGAAGAAGAGGAGGAAGAAAAGAGGGGAGAUGAGGAUUUCGUAAAGGAAGUAACAGAGCUGUUUUCAGAAUUGCAUGUCUCCACAAAGCCAGACAAGCUGAUCAUGGUGAGGACAUCUGCUCAUGAAUGGAUAGCACAAUUCAACAUGGAUCUUUCCAAAAAAGAAGACAGUGAAGAAAGCCAAGCAGAACCCAGAGAUGGUGAACACGAUGCUGAAAAGUCAAUAGAGGAUAUUCAUGCAUUUGCCAUUAGAAGUCUGGCAGAACUGACAGCAUGCUCCAUGGAAAUGUUUCACAAAACUGCAGCCCUGUUCCUGCAUGGUCAGGAGAAAGAUGUGACAGCCGCAGACCGGGCCAAGUCCCUUUCACAAAUGACGAUUGUGCUGUGUAAAGAACUCUCAGCUUUCUCCAAAGAGUUUACUACAUGCUUAAUGACUGCAGGGGUCAAAGAGAAAGCAGAUGUGCUUAAUCCCUUAAUCACUGGAGUGUUUUUGGAGGCUUCAAACAGUGCUUCAUAUAUCCAGGAUGCCUUCCAGCUCUUGCUGCCUGUACUGCAGAUCUCUCUUAUCCAGGCUAGAACGGAAUUAUUGCAGCAAUAAAUAAUCCUUCUCAUUAAGAACUUUUUGACUUUCCCACUUCAUACUUUCCAUGCUGGAGACUGUUAUAAUGGCUGAUAUUAAGGGAAAAAGUUAAAUCUGGUCACUGCUACUGCAAGAAUGGUGUGUAAAUGCAGGCUAACAACGACAGCUCUGCAGCUUUUUGAGAGAUGAGAUUAGCAUAGUCCAGACUGGUGGGCAAUGCGAGAGUCUUAAAGUGCAGACUGCUUCCCUGUUUUCAUGGACUGUCUUUAUCCCUUCCCUGCAAUCCCUCUGCUGUAAGUGUUAAUGAGCUUCUCGGAGAAGCUCUCUGGACUGUGAAGGGAAUGCUGGAGAAGAGUAGCAGCUGGCUGGUUAAAGACUCAGCUAAAAUGAUGGUGUGAUUUUUAAGUGAGACACAUAAUUAGGUUCCUAACAGCUCUUUGUUGGUGCUGAAAUGAAUAUUGAAU